Messenger RNA from Magnolia sinica, 2012 nucleotides. RefSeq names its product chaperone protein dnaJ 16. The transcript is spliced from 12 exons. The record is from RefSeq and is a predicted model, not a curated record. NCBI's taxonomy places the organism in Eukaryota, Viridiplantae, Streptophyta, Magnoliopsida, Magnoliales, Magnoliaceae. The coding region runs from base 305 to 1573 and encodes 422 amino acids.
UUUUUCGGUUGUUGUUGUUGUUCCUUUCUUGCCUUCUGUGUCUCUUCCAGAACUCUUCCAAAGCUCCAGCUCUUGCUUCGUUGGCUUUUAUAAAUCCUUUCCUCUAAUUGUCUUUCCAUCUGAUUUUUUAUUUUUAUUUUUAUUUUUUUUCAAUUUUUUUGGCAAAUAAUAUCUCACGAUAUGGAUUCUUCUCCUAUAUCCAUGGAUGCUUGCAUCAUUCCUUCUGCAAUAGCAAGGUAGCUGACAUUUCUAGGGUUUUGUUUUUUGUUUUAUUGAAUCUGUCUUUCUCUCCGGAACGACAAAAAUGCCUGCGCCGGGAUUCUCAUCUUCGCGAUCCGAGAAGAUGAGCGACGAUGCCUCUGAAACGCCGACCAAGCAGCAGAGAAGGGAUCCGUAUGAGGUCCUGGGCGUGUCCAAAUACGCUUCCGAUCAGGAAAUCAAGACCGCUUACCGCAAAAUGGCUCUCAAGUACCAUCCUGACAAGAAUGCAAAUGAUCCUAAAGCAGCUGACACAUUUAAGGAGGUUACAUUUUCCUACAAUAUUCUCUCAGAUCCAGAUAAACGACGUCAAUAUGACACAGCUGGUUUUGAGGCUAUUGAAUCAGAAAGCCAAGAAUUAGAGCUAGAUCUUUCAAGUCUAGGAGCUGUGAACACCAUGUUUGCUGCUCUUUUUAGCAAACUUGGCGUGCCAAUUAAGACAACUGUGUCUGCAACUAUCUUGGAGGAAGCUCUGAAUGGGACAGUAACUGUCCGUCCUCUUCAGUUGGGUCAACCUUGUUUCAAAAAGGUGGAGAAACAAUGUGCCCACUUCUAUUCUGUGACAAUAACAGAAGAGGAAGCACAUGCAGGGCUUGUGUGUCGAGUACUAUCGCCUGACAAGAGCAAAUUCAAGUUGUUGUACUUUGAGCAGGAAGAGAGUGGUGGACUAAGCCUUGCCCUUCAGGAGGACAGUGCCAAAACAGGAAAAGUUACGUCUGCUGGGAUGUAUUUUCUCUGUUUCCCUGUCUACCGAUUGGAUCACACACUCAAUUCGAUGGCGGCUGCAAAGGAUCCAGAUGCUGCCUUUUUCAAGAAACUGGAUGGAUUUCAGCAGUGUGAAAUAACUGAGCUAAAAGCAGGCACCCAUGUAUUUGCUGUUUAUGGUGACAAUUUUUUCAAAAGUGCAAACUACAUAAUAGAAGCUCUAUGUGCUGCACCCUUCCCAGAAGAAAAGGAAAAGCUUCGGGCUGUGGAAGCACAGAUUCUAACCAAAAGGGCGGAACUCUCCACGUUUGAAACGGAGUACAGGGAGGUCUUGGCGCAGUUCACGGAGAUGACCAGUAGAUAUGCACAAGAAGUGCAGGCUAUUGAUGAGCUUCUUAAGCAAAGGGACAUGAUUCAUGCCUCAUACUCGAUGGUUCCACCUCUGAAACGAAGUUCUAGCAAUAGCAAGAUCAGAGCAUCCAAGGAGUCCAGAGGGGACGAAGAUCGCCAAGGUAGAGAGAAGGAGAAGAAGCCAGCGAUGAGGGAUCGGCCAAAGAAGAAGAAAUGGUACAACAUUCAUUUGAAGGUGGACAAGAAGAAGCCCUGCUGAAUAUGGUUUGCGUUUGUUUUUGUAGGGUCUAAUUUCCUUUGAAAGAUCACGGGGAAUUCUGAAAUGGCAGCCUGCCUAUGGUUGAUGAUUGCAUCUUUUGUAUCUGUACCUGUUUGUAUGUAUGUUGCAGGGGUUGUAAAUGCACAAGCGAAGCAUGUGAAGUCCAUAGUUACAACUCUUGGUUGGCAUUUGGUUCUCUCCUUGGGCCCACAGCUCUAUGAACAAAUGGUUCAACCAGAGAAUGAGGGAGGGAUGAUGGUUCCGGUAAAAAAUUUCGUUGCUAGUGAGCGUGUAAAGGACAACAGCUGACUACUACAAUUAAAUUCUUUCCUGUUGUUAUUUCUUUCCAAUUGCCCUGUUGUGUUUUUCCCUCCUCUUUGUAGUGUCUUAAUUUAAUCUGUCAAGCUCAAUCAACUUUCCUUUUUCACUGUUCUUGUCA